UUGGAGCUGCAGGACACUUGUCGAAGAUAAAAUGCGCACUCCAACCACAACCUCACAAAAUUCUCCCCACUCUCUCUGCUAACCUGCGCCGAUUUCUCCAUCUUUCUCUCUAAUGGCGACUUCUCUGCAACUAUGUCGUUUCUGUAUCCGCACCGGUUCCGAUAAUUUUGGCGGAAGACCCGGAGCGCUCCCUCUCCGGAAGCCUCUCACUGUUAGAUGCUCCGGCGAUUCUACUUCUUCUUCUUCCAUAUCUGUGGAUCCCGGUAACUUCGAUGCCAAGGCUUUUCGACAUAACUUGACGAGGAGCAAGAAUUAUAAUCGGAAAGGAUUCGGCCACAAAGAAGAGACUCUCGAGCUCAUGAAUCGAGAGUACACUAGUGAUAUUAUUAAGAAAUUGAAGGAAAAUGGAAACGAGUAUACAUGGGGAAACGUUACUGUGAAAUUGGCAGAAGCAUAUGGUUUUUGCUGGGGGGUCGAGAGAGCUGUCCAGAUUGCUUAUGAAGCGAGAAAACAGUUUCCAACCGAGAAAAUUUGGAUUACCAAUGAAAUUAUCCACAAUCCAACUGUUAAUAAGCGGUUGGAGGAGAUGGAAGUUGAAAACAUUCCUAUUGAGGAAGGGAAGAAACAGUUUGAUGCAGUGAAUAAGGGUGAUGUUGUGGUUUUGCCUGCUUUUGGAGCUGCAGUAGAUGAGAUGUUGGUUUUGAAUGAAAAAAGUGUGCAAAUUGUUGAUACAACUUGUCCUUGGGUUAGUAAGGUAUGGAACACUGUAGAGAAGCACAAGAAAGGAGACUACACUUCGAUAAUUCAUGGUAAAUAUGCUCAUGAGGAGACAGUAGCAACUGCUUCUUUUGCCGGAACAUAUAUCAUUGUGAAGAAUAUGACUGAGGCAAUGUAUGUUUGUGAUUACAUUCUUGGAGGUAAACUUGAUGGAUCUAGCUCAACCAAAGAGGCAUUUUUGGAGAAAUUUAAUUAUGCAACUUCAAAGGGAUUCGAUCCAGAUCGCGACUUAGUGAAACUUGGCAUUGCAAAUCAAACUACAAUGCUGAAGGGAGAGACAGAGGAAAUUGGAAAAUUAGUAGAAAAGACAAUGAUGCAAAAAUAUGGAGUGGAAAAUGUCAAUGAUCACUUCCUAAGCUUUAAUACAAUUUGUGAUGCAACACAAGAGCGACAAGAUGCAAUGUAUAAGUUGGUCGAUGAAAAUGUGGAUCUUAUGUUAGUAGUUGGUGGUUGGAACUCAAGCAACACGUCACACCUUCAAGAAAUUUCAGAGGACCGUGGGAUCCCCUCAUAUUGGAUUGACAGUGAACAGAGAAUAGGUCCUGGAAACAGAAUAGCUCACAAAUUGAAACACGGGGAGCUGGUUGAGACAGAAAACUGGCUACCAGAGGGUCCCAUCACAAUUGGUGUUACAUCUGGUGCCUCCACACCAGAUAAGGUUGUUGAAGAUGUCCUUAUCAAGGUGUUUGACAUAAAACGCGAAGAAGCCUUGCAAGUAGCAUAAAUAUAGGUUCAUACAGGUGCAUCAGGUGAUGCUCAUUUGGUAGUACAAUAUUGUCAAUGUAUGAUUAAAACGGGAGACUCAUAGGAUCUGACAGUGUAAUCACAUGUUCCUUUGAAUAGUAAUGGUGCAUCUAACGAUGUAUCAUGAAAUGCGUGAUAUUAAUGGAUGUAUGUGAGUUUUCUAUAUUCCUGUGGCA
Molecule: messenger RNA, 1697 nt
Organism: Theobroma umbraticum
Lineage: Eukaryota; Viridiplantae; Streptophyta; Magnoliopsida; Malvales; Malvaceae
Gene: HDR
Product: 4-hydroxy-3-methylbut-2-enyl diphosphate reductase
Biological process (GO): isopentenyl diphosphate biosynthetic process, methylerythritol phosphate pathway; dimethylallyl diphosphate biosynthetic process
Molecular function (GO): 4-hydroxy-3-methylbut-2-enyl diphosphate reductase activity; metal ion binding
Source: RefSeq, a predicted model, not a curated record